Molecule: messenger RNA, 3752 nt
Organism: Pseudophryne corroboree (corroboree frog)
Lineage: Eukaryota; Metazoa; Chordata; Amphibia; Anura; Myobatrachidae
Product: oocyte zinc finger protein XlCOF6-like
Exons: 6
Coding region: 1-2610 (869 amino acids)
Biological process (GO): regulation of transcription by RNA polymerase II
Cellular component (GO): nucleus
Molecular function (GO): DNA-binding transcription factor activity, RNA polymerase II-specific
Source: RefSeq, a predicted model, not a curated record
AUGAAGCAUCCUGCGCCAAUCAUACCCUACUUCCUGCCUGUGCGUUCCACCUUACUUCCGGACUGUGCGUUCCACAUACAGGAAGUGAGUUUUAAUCGCCUGCUGCCUCGCAGUGUCCGCGGAGAUCAGGGUUGCAAAAUAGUGAAGAAGACAUCUGGUGAGUGUGAGACACCCAUCAGCCAUCCCCGUGUGUCAGGUGAACUGAGCAGAACUGAGAGCCCCAUCACGGUGCCUCCACCUCACUCACUGAUACAUGAGAGGCACAGUGACCAGAAGAUCCUGGAACUUACCAACAAGAUCAAUCAGCUGCUGACUGGAGAGGAGGGGGAGUAUAUAGAGGAACACAGGGGUCAGUACAAGGACGUGAUGAUGGAGAAUCACCGGCCCCUCACAUCACUGGAUGGGCCCAGUAACAGAGAUACCCCAGAGAGAUGUCCCCGUCCUCUGUAUUCCCAGGAUUGUACAGAGGAGAAUCACAGGAUCCCACAGGAGGAUCAGGUAGAACGUCUGUCUGAUAUUAAAACAGACGAUAUAGAGGAAGAAGAAAAGACGUAUGUGACUGAUAUGAAGGCAGAAGAUAUAGAGGGAGAAGAAGAGACGUAUGUGACUGAUAUGAAGGCAGAAGAUGUAGAGGGAGAAGAAGAGACGUAUGUGACUGAUAUAAAGGCAGAAGAUAUAGAGGGAGAAGAAGAGACGUAUGUGACUGAUAUAAAGGCAGAAGAUAUAGAUGGAGAAGAAGAGACGUAUGUGAGGGGUGAUCAGCAGUGUAAGGAGGAGGAGAUCCCUACAGAUAUCAGCACAGCAGAGGGACACACAAGCAGGAAUAUCUCAGAAGGACAUCCAAUGUUAUCCCCGGAUUGUGAAAUAAGAGAUAAUGACAGUAUACAGGAAUCUCCAGGAGCUAACCCCAUUACCCCAAUUAUUCAUCCAGGUCUAUCAGCUGAUCCCCCUGAUCCUGGGAAAUGUUCUGCUGAUCACGCUUAUAUUGGUGCAUCUGUUACAGCUCUAACAGUAGAUACAGUGUUUCCAUGUUCUAUAGAUGCCAAAUGUUUUACACAGAACACAAAGCUUAUUACCCAUCAGCCAGCUAAGGCAGGUGAGAGGCCAUUUCCAUGUUCUGAGUGUGGGAAAUGUUUUGCAUUCAAAUCAGAUCUUGUUAAUCAUCAGAGAAGUCACACAGGUGACAAGCCGUUUUCUUGCUCUGAGUGCAGGAAAUGUUUUUCCUGGAAAUCACUACUUGUUAUACAUCUGCGAAGUCACACAGGUGAGAAUCCAUUUCCAUGUUCUGAGUGUGGGAAAUGUUUUCCAUACAAAUCACAUCUUGUUACACAUCAAAGAAGUCACACAGGUGAGAAGCCAUUUCAAUGUUCUGAGUGUGGGAAAUGUUUUAUCCAGAAAUCACAACUUGUUAUACAUCAGAGAAGUCACACAGGAGAAAGGCCAUUUCCAUGUUCUGAGUGUAGGAAAUGUUUUACAAACAAACCGCAUCUUGUUAGACAUCAAAGAAGUCACACAGGUGAGAAGCCAUUUCCAUGUUCUGAGUGUGGGAAAUGUUUUGCACAGAAAUCAGAACUUGUUAUACAUCAGAAAAGUCACACAGGUGAGAAGCCAUUUCAAUGUACUGAGUGUGGGAAAUGUUAUGCACACAAAUCAGAACUUGUUAAACAUCACAGAAGUCACACAGGUGCGAAGCCAUUUCCAUGUUCUGAGUGUGGGAAAUGUUUUAUCCAGAAAUCACAACUUGUUAUACAUCAGAGAAGUCACACAGGAGAAAGGCCAUUUCCAUGUUCUGAGUGUAGGAAAUGUUUUACAAACAAAUCGCAUCUUGUUAGACAUCAAACAAGUCACACAGGUGUGAAGCCAUUUCCAUGUUCUGAGUGUGGGAAAUGUUUUGCACAGAAAUCAGAACUUGUUAUACAUCACAAAAGUCACACAGGUGAGAAGCCAUUUCCAUGUACUGAGUGUGGGAAAUGUUAUGCACACAAAUCAGAACUUGUUAAACAUCACAGAAGUCACACAGGUGCGAAGCCAUUUCCAUGUUCUGAGUGUGGGAAAUGUUUUGCAUUCAAAUCAGAUCUUGUUAAUCAUCAGAGAAGUCACACAGGUGACAAGCCGUUUUCUUGCUCUGAGUGCGGGAAAUGUUUUUCCUGGAAAUCACUACUUGUUAUACAUCUGCGAAGUCACACAGGUGAGAAUCCAUUUCCAUGUUCUGAGUGUGGGAAAUGUUUUCCAUACAAAUCACAUCUUGUUACACAUCAAAGAAGUCACACAGGUGAGAAGCCAUUUCAAUGUUCUGAGUGUGGGAAAUGUUUUAUCCAGAAAUCACAACUUGUUAUACAUCAGAGAAGUCACACAGGAGAAAGGCCAUUUCCAUGUUCUGAGUGUAGGAAAUGUUUUACAAACAAAUCGCAUCUUGUUAGACAUCAAAGAAGUCACACAGGUGAGAGGCCAUUUUCAUGUUAUGAGUGUGGGAAAUGUUUUGCACGGAAAUCAGUACUUGUUGAACAUCAGAGAAGUCACACAGGUGAGAAGCCAUUUUCUUGCUCUGAGUGUGGGAAAUGUUUUAUACGGAAAUCACAACUUGUUACACAUCAGCAAAGUCACAGGUGAGAAUCCAUUUCUAUGUUUUCAGUGUGGGAAAUGUUCUGCACACAAAUCAGAUUUUAUUAAACAUGAGAGCAGUCACACAGGUGAGAAGCCGUUUUCUUGCUCUGAGUGUGUGAAAUGUUUUACACAGAAAUUACAACAGGUGAUAGGCCAUUUUCAUCCUCUGUGAAAUAAAUCAGCACAAUAGACAUCACUUGGAAACCAUUGUACUCUUCUGGAGUAUACUUAACAUUGCCAUGCAUUGUUCUUCAAGGUUCUUAUAGCCCAUGCUUUUUGCAAUAUACAUGCUACAACUGGGUGAUAUAAUCAGAUGUCAUGCCCUCAUCUACCACUGCUAUGCAGAUGACUUGUCUUUUGCUCCGGAUACUGAGAACCCAGUACCAAUCCCAAAUGGUUGUCUAGCUGAGCUCCAUGUGUGGGUGAUGCUAGUUGGCUGUGACUCAGUCCUGGUGAAACAGGUCCUUAUGGUAGAAGCUCACCAACGAAGGGCAGGGCUACAGCUCAGCUUUGCCUACCAACCAGACUUAUGCUUGUGGGUUCAGAGUUACAAAAUGCUGAUCAUGUGGAAUCUUGGUGUCCUGGAUGGUGGAGUGACACUUAGAUAUCAGGUAUCAUCCACAAUCAGAUCCUCAUCUGAGGAACAUAGCCAGACUCCAGCACUUUAUUCCCUCAGAAGAUCUACCUACAGUCAUACAUGCACUUGUAUCAUCAUGCAUAGACUACUGCAAUGUCCUCUACCUGGGUCUCCCAGCAAAAGAAUUGCACCACUUGUGGCUUGUACAGAAUGCAGCAGCCAGUCUUACCUAACCGGCCCGUUCCAGCCACAUAACACCCAUUCUCUACUCCCUUCACUGACUGCCUGUAAGAUGGUGACUACAUAAUCUUACUGACUCUCCCAGCCCUACAUGACCAGGGUCCAUGGAACCAGAAGCAGCUUCUGCCUCCUUACUGCCUGGUUUCUUCCAUCUGCAGAUGAAGGACUGUUACCACCAGUACCAAGAAUCCCCAAGAAGUUCUGAGAUGUCAGGGGGGGAGACAGGGUGGUGGCACUAUUGCUGUAGUGGGGGCUGCCGGAAGUACUGUCUGUGGGUAAUAUUGUCCCCAAGCAGUGCUGAGGUGGAAGAGGGGGGCACAGGGUGAUGAAC